Molecule: messenger RNA, 2839 nt
Organism: Corythoichthys intestinalis (scribbled pipefish)
Lineage: Eukaryota; Metazoa; Chordata; Actinopteri; Syngnathiformes; Syngnathidae
Gene: pdcd2l
Product: programmed cell death 2-like
Exons: 2
Coding region: 52-1131 (359 amino acids)
Biological process (GO): apoptotic process
Cellular component (GO): cytoplasm
Source: RefSeq, a predicted model, not a curated record
CACGUGACUUCCGGCGGCAGUCUAUUCUCCCCAGUCCCCACGUGAACCGAAAUGGCUACUCCCAGCCCAGAGUCAACUCUUCUCGGCGUUUGCGACGGUGAGUUGGACGACUCUAAGCAUCGGUCGUCCUUCCUCACCAACAAGGUGGGAGGCCUCCCGGACGUUGUGCCGGGCCUACGACGCUCGUUCCCCCGUUGCGAGUGUUGCUCGUUCCCGCUCGUCCACGUGGUGCAGGUCUACUGCCCCUUGGUGGGAUCGCCCUAUCACCGGACACUCCAGCUGUUCGCCUGCCCGGCUGCUGAGUGCAGCGGCCGGCCAGAGAGUUGGACGACGUUCCGCUCUCAGUGUCUGGAGGUCGAAGGGGGGGCGGGGCGGACGUCCGCCAGGGCCGAGUCGGCCAAAGAGGCUCCUCUGUCGGCCAGUGAUUGGUGUGACUCCGCCGAUGAUUGGGGCAUUGAGGAGGAAGCUGAGGAAAAAGUCGAGGUCGUUCUGGAGAAGGACAAAGUUCCAGAUGUUCCUGAAGACAUGAUCAGAGACCGGCUAGAUAUGCUUCAUAUCGCAGAGCCUCAGCUGGGCGUUCCUGUCCUGCGACCGUUCUUCAUCAGUGUGGUGGACGAAUGCGACGUAUUGGCUGAUGACGAAGAAGGGCUUUCGCAUGCUGAAAAGCUGCUGAGGGAUUAUGAGAGAAGAGAAGGAGCAGUCGCAGGCGAGCUGGAGAGUGGCCAAGAGGACAGUGGUGGCGAAAAAUAUGAGAAGAGUCGAGCACGUCACGGCGACCAUUCCUUCUCCAGAUUCCGGAAGAGGAUCUCGGCGUGUCCGCAGCAGAUCUUGCGCUAUUGUCGCGGUGGGCGACCGCUCUUUAUCUCGGAACCGCCUUCGGACGAUCGGCAACUGGUGCCGCCAUGCAAUUCCUGUGGGGGCCUACGCAUAUUUGAGUUCCAGCUAAUGCCAGCCCUGGUCAGUCUGCUGAGCUGGAAGGACGCUGGCGGGACUUCUGCCAGCUCGCAGCUGGAGUUCGGGACCGUGCUGGUCUACACUUGCGCCAACAGUUGCUGGACAUCUUCGGAGCGGCAACUUCGCAACGAGUUCUGCUUUGUCCAAAUGGACCCGGACCAGGAACUAUUUAAAUGAACCACAACACUCUUCUCCUGUCUUGGGACAUUGUGAUUUCCUCGGAUUUUGUAGAAGUGGUCAAUUGAAAAUGUAAACCCUUGGGUUGAUAUACAGACAAGGGACUUCAGUUGUGCCUUAACAUUUCUAACUUUUUCGCUUCAGACCACCACUGUUAGAUGGCAGCAGUGCACAUCAAACCUUGGGGGAAUUGCAGUAUCGUGCCAAUUAUGUGAUAAUAGUGGAACUACAUCCAAAACAAAACUAUAGCAGGAUCGAAAGGCACGAGGAAGGGCGAAUUCCAGGAACGAAAUAAACUCCUUUAGCAAGGCACCACUAUAUUAAUAGACCACCACUGUUAAAUGGCAGCAGCGCACAUCACACUUUGGGGGAAUUGCAGUAUCGUGCUAAAUGUGUGAUAAUACUGGAACUACAUCUAAAAACUUUGUGCUAUAGCAGGAUCAAAAGCCACGAGGAAGGGCGAAUUCCAGGAACGAAAUAAACUCCUUUAGCAAGGCACCACAAUAUUACUGUUGUGCCAUUGUUGUCUUGUUCCAUGCAAAUCAUUGUGAUCCCAACCAAUCACAGAUUACAUUGUCGCAAGAAUUAUAUAAUUGAACACAGCAGUCACAUGACACAGCAGAGGUGCACAAACAGGAAAUGAAGUAUUAAAAAUAGAUUUAAAACUGGCCAAUAGAAAAGUCGUAAGCGUUUCGGUGGUUUUCGCUAGUGCUGGCUUAGUGAGGGAAGGACGGCUUCGCCUGACUUGAAGUCCCAGUCGCACUGGUGGUACUGGUCCGGUGGGUCGGCUCUAGUGGCACUGCUCUGGUUGCAUGCGUCUCUGUCGAUGAUUUCAUUGACUACACACACACACACACACACAGAAGCACACAGUUCUUGUCAGAGAGCAACACGACCAAUCCAAAGCAAUGGCAAGAAGUCACUGGACACACAAAUAUGGAAGCCGAACUUCAAAUAAAACGGCAAUUUUUUUUCACAAAAUCCCAUGUUUAAUUUCUUUGCCUUCACUUCACAAAGCAAAACUGAUAGUUGAGUUGUCCCAACCCCCAAUUUUUUUCUUAAUUUCUUUAGGGUUCCUUACUAAUUUUAACAAAGCUUCUUAAAAAGCCAUUGCAUUUUAUUUGGUAGGUCUUAAAUUCUGAAUUACAUGUAAUUGUGCAUCGAAUUUGCUGUGGGAUUUGCAUUUGAUUCCGACAUCGGCCAUUUAACAAAAAAAUAAGCAGAUUUAAGAAAAAGAAAAAUGUGUGGGUAACUGGCUGGUGCCAGAAUAUCGGACACCGGAAAGACCCUGCAGCAGCUUGAAGGCAGGCUGCUACAGGAAGCUUUAGGCUUGCCUGUUUUGUAAACAUUGUAAGAUUUUUUUUUUUUUUUUAAUCCCUCAUGAAAGAAUAUGCAAUGUUGCUUUAGCUUUUUAGGGCGUUUACCGUGUGAUCCUUACAAUCUAAAUGUAACUUGUAGCAUUAUCUUUAGCAUGGUGAGCAUCCUCAAACUCUUCGUGACCCUGAUGGGUUUAAUUAUUUGAAAAUAAUGUAUUUUUCCUGCCGAGUGUGUGUAAUCAUAAAAACAAGUGCUGCAUUCGUUGGUUUGUUAGCACUAGACCAAAUUAAUCCUUUCAGUCUCUGGUCUAAAUUGUAAAUUUGAAGAUGUUGAAGCAUUUUUUAAAAAACUGCCUUUAUAAACACACACGCACACUUAAAAAAAAAAAAAA